Zootermopsis nevadensis is the source of this 3909-nucleotide messenger RNA. Its product is annotated as protein HID1. The record is from RefSeq and is a predicted model, not a curated record. Gene Ontology annotation, cellular component: Golgi trans cisterna; Golgi medial cisterna; membrane. Lineage: Eukaryota; Metazoa; Arthropoda; Insecta; Blattodea; Termopsidae.
GGAAUAACUACAAGGAGUGUUGCCGUGAAAUUUCUUGCGUAUUUUACAGUCAAAUGGUGAAUAUUGACUUGGUGUGAUAUAUCGUUGAUCGCAGUGUUUGGUUGGCGGACAGUUGUUGUAAUGGGGAACGCAGACACAAAAUUAAAUUUCAGGAAAGCAGUUGUUCAGCUUACAUCCAAGACACAUCCUAUUGAUGCCGGUGAUGACAGUUUCUGGGACCAGUUCUGGUCUGAGAGUGUAACUAAUGUGCAAGAUGUUUUCACAUUGGUGCCCUCGCCAGAAAUCCGAGCUCUUCGAGAAGAAGCACCAUCAAAUUUAGCAACUUUGUGCUAUAAAGCAGUUGAAAAGUUGGUGAAGGCAGUUGACAACAGUUGUAGAACUCAAUAUGAACAACAAACUGUCCUGAACUGUGUGCGACUGCUGACUCGAGUAUUGCCAUACAUCUUUGAAGAUCCGGACUGGCGAGGAUUUUUCUGGUCAAGUUUGCCAGGACAAUCUCAGGAAGACGAUGAAGAACAAUCCAUGCCAUUGGCGCAGUCACUCAUCAAUGCUAUCUGUGAUUUGCUGUUUUGCCCUGACUUCACCGUUGCUGCCAAUAGAAAAUCUGGUCCAGACAAGGCAGAGGAUCUUCAGGCCAUUGACAGUUGUGAAUAUAUUUGGGAAGCUGGAGUGGGUUUUGCGCACUCGCCACCACGUUACCCGACCCACGAUUCAAAUAGAACGGAGCUUCUGAAGCUGCUUCUUACUUGCUUUAGUGAAACAAUGUACCAGCCUCCAGUUGAUAUUCAUAUUGCACCUAAUCGAUGGAUACAGUACUUCACUUGCGCAGAGAAUCGACACGCAUUACCAAUGUUUACUUCGCUGCUGAAUACAGUAUGUGCUUAUGAUCCUGUCGGUCUUGGAGUGCCCUAUAAUCAUCUCUUGUUCUCUGAUUCUGUGGAACCGUUGGUGGAUACUGCAUUGCAGAUCCUUAUCGUCACAUUGGAUCAUGAUACAAGUGGCAGUGCACCAGAGGGUGAGGAGGCAUCAGUGCCAGAUAACUUGUUCAUCAAUUACUUGUCGCGGAUACACCGAGAUGAAGACUUUCACUUCGUUCUGCGGGGUUUUACGAAGCUCCUGAACAAUCCUCUCGUUCAGACGUACUUGCCCAACUCUACCAAAAAGGUGCAAUUCCAUCAGGAGCUCCUAGUCUUUUUUUGGAAAAUGUGUGACUACAACAAGAAAUUCUUGUAUUAUGUGCUGAAGAGCAGCGACGUGUUAGAGAUUUUGGUGCCAAUCCUGUACCAUCUUAACGACUCCCGUGCCGAUCAAUCUCGAGUUGGUCUGAUGCACAUAGGUGUGUUCAUCCUGCUUCUUCUCAGUGGGGAGAGAAAUUUUGGUGUUCGCCUCAAUAAACCAUACACCGCCACAAUACCGAUGGACAUUCCUGUCUUCACAGGGACGCAUGCGGAUCUCCUAAUUACAGUUUUCCACAAAAUUAUCACAACUGGUCACCAGAGGUUGCAGCCAUUGUUUGAUUGUCUCCUUACGAUUCUUGUAAAUGUGUCACCUUACUUGAAGACGUUGUCGAUGGUGGCCAGUACCAAACUAUUGCAUCUGUUGGAAGCAUUCAGUACUCCAUGGUUCCUGUUCUCAUCUCCUACAAACCACCAUCUGGUUUUCUUCCUGCUAGAAAUCUUCAACAACAUUAUUCAGUAUCAGUUUGAUGGGAACUCAAAUUUGGUAUACACAAUCAUUCGCAAGCGACAAGUGUUCCAUUCAUUAGCAAACCUUCCAUGUGACUAUGGAACUAUUGCUAAGUCCCUAACUAAACGUACGAGACGUCAUCUACCCAGCGCCACAUCCACAGAAAAUAUAGGAGAGUUGCCAAGCAUGGAAGGUUCUCGUCCAGCUUUGCCAGCAGAACCUGGCACUUUGAAAGCUACACUUCCAGACACUCCAGGUAUAAAGUUUUGCAUUGAAAAAAUGACUGAGAAGGAAUCGGCUCAUCCUUCGGUUAAUCAGCUCUGUGAGCUAACAGCGGCUGCGACAGUGAAUGGUGUGAAUUCCAACAGUUCAUCUCUUCUGCAACAGUCGUCUGUGCAGGAAUUAACACACAACUCCAGUGAGGACCAUGUAAGGAAAGGUGAUGGCGAAGAGUUGCCCAGGUCAAAGAGUAUGCCUAACACAAGUCCAGAGUCUCCGACACCAUCAAUCCAUUCAACAAACAAUUCACACUCGUCUAACGCAAGUGGACGUAAGACUUCGGAGUCUUCAGUUGUCAGUCUGCAGAGAUCUGUAGCACAGCGUCAGAGUAUUCGGCUGACGGAAGCCCAUUCUCUCGCUCAGGGGAGUGGUAUCGGACCCCCUAUCGGAAUGGGAGCCGGAGGACUGUGGGUACCGACUUCAGAGUGGGUCGGUUCUUGGAAGACAAAACUACCAUUGCAGACAAUCAUGAGGCUUUUACAAGUGCUUGUACCACAGGUGGAGAAAAUAUGUAUCGACAAGGGCCUGACAGAUGAGAGUGAGAUUCUCAAGUUUCUGCAGCACGGAACAUUGGUGGGACUGUUGCCCGUUCCCCAUCCCAUUCUGAUCCGAAAGUACCAGGCAAACUCUGGGACCACAACGUGGUUCCGUACGUACAUGUGGGGUGUCAUCUAUCUCAGGAAUGUUGAUCCUCCUAUAUGGUAUGACACUGAUGUCAAACUGUUUGAAAUUCAACGAGUGUGAAGUUGAGGUUUAAUUCAGGUAUAAUGGUCACAAUGUCUCGUUGAACUCAACAUUGCAUUUCAUAGUAGAUUUUAAUAUGUUGAAAUUUGAUUAAUUUUCUGCUCUUAACUUUCAUUACAUUCCACGCCUUUAUUUCCUUUUGCAAAUAGAUUUUUCUUAGAUAAUUACGUAUUAUGCGUAUGAUUUACAGUCGUACUUUUUGCAGUAUCUUCGGUCAUCAUAAUAUUGCAUAACUGAGGCAUUCAUAUUCUGAUUCUUAUUUUGCAAAUUAUUGUGGAAUAAACGGCGGAUACUGCUAAGUUCCAAAAAAAUAUUUACUUGAUUUGUACAAGUCACCGAACUAUUUCAAAUACAGAGAGACUUGUAGAAUCGUCUUUCAGAAUUUAACACCUUUUACAAAUAGAAAUACUAUGAUACAAAUUUUUUCAGUACAUUAAAGCAGUUUUACAUUCUACUUUGUGUGUUCGCUUAGUUUUCAGCGUAGAAAUGAAUAUAUAAUUUUUUCCUUUCUCACGUAGCAGUCAAGUGUGUCACGAGCAAAGGGCCAUAUCAUCGUUAGCCAAUUUUUUUAAUGCGUAAGUGCCUUUUUUUGUUCUACUGCCAAGCGGUGUUAAAUGUGGCGGUAUUUUUGUAGAUACAUUAUGCCUUUUCAACCUGUAUGAAGGAAAUAAAGUAACAUUUUAAGUUUAUUAACUUAGUUUUACCAAAGGUAACUGCAAUUUGGACUUCAGGUCUCUCUUAAUAAGUACAGUUUUAAGCCAAUGUUGAAUUCAAAAGGAUAUUACCGUACGUUAUCUAAGUCAUUCUUAAAUACAAAAUAUUGCAACUGUGGCUUGGCAACUGUGAUGGCAUAUUUUAAAUCCUGCCUUUUAUGCACCAUCUUAAUGCAUGAACGGUUUUAAGGGUGCUAUAUAUAUAACUAGAUGUCCGUAGAUUUAGUACUAUACUGUUAUUGGUAUAAUGUAUGUAGUGUUAUAUUUAUUUAUGGUAGUACAUGUAUAAUAUUUAUUUUAAAAUGUAAGCAGUUUCUUCAAACUUUGAUGUCUGACGUACGCUGCAUAACUAAGACUAAGAUCCUAUGCUGUAAGCAUGAAGUUGAUCAUUUGUGCAUCCAGACCUGUAAAGGUUUUUUUGAAUAUUAUGCUAAGAAUAAAAACAAUUUAUUUUGUUCAACAAUAAAAUUAAGUAGUACGAAGCAAA